Molecule: messenger RNA, 10670 nt
Organism: Dunckerocampus dactyliophorus (ringed pipefish)
Lineage: Eukaryota; Metazoa; Chordata; Actinopteri; Syngnathiformes; Syngnathidae
Gene: furinb
Product: furin (paired basic amino acid cleaving enzyme) b
Exons: 16
Coding region: 846-3350 (834 amino acids)
Biological process (GO): peptide hormone processing
Cellular component (GO): trans-Golgi network; Golgi membrane
Molecular function (GO): serine-type endopeptidase activity
Source: RefSeq, a predicted model, not a curated record
GUAAUUACGGCGACAUCAAUCAAGCAUGCACUAUCGUCUAGUACGCUCCAAGUGUGACGUAUUUCCUGGACAAAGGAGCUGUUUUGUUGUCAUUCAUCCAGUCGUCAACCGCCACACUGCAUGCACGGGCAUCCUUCUCUCAUACAGCUUCUUCUUCCCCUUAUUGUCGCUCUUUAUCUACGCUGUGCACGCACGAAGAGUAUACUCGUUAGCAAGCAGUCGUGACUCUUACAUGAGAAGAACGUCGUUUAAUCCUAAAAAAGAAUUGGUUUGGAAGGGUGAAGUUAACCGGCAAAUAGAAUCAUAGAAUCAUCCACGGAAGUUGGCCGUGGAUGACAAGCUAGCAUCUAGAUGUCGUGUUUUUGAACCGUUAAGAUAGAUGUAAAGUUAAAUGGCAAGUGCCUAGAAAAAGAGAGAAGGGGACAUGGAGGCAUGAGGUCUCGUUUUUUCCUCCUUUCUACAAACUACUAGUAAACAUUGUGCCCAGCAGGGAUGGCAGCUAUGGAGAAGUGGGUGGUAGCAGCCGAAGCGUUAGCAGAAACCUCAAUUCUAUUUUAGCCUCAAGUCCCAGUCAACGCUGCCGACAAGCCUCUCACUAGUCUAUCCAGUCAGGUGAAACCGUUCCCAGUGUGCCUCCGAGGCGAUGUGAUCCACUGCAGGUAGAGCUCUUUCUUCCAGGGGACUUGACUGAGCCCCAUAAUGAAGCGGCUCCGAUCCGCCUUGCCUCCUCUCUGAACUUUGUCGAAGGCUACUGUUCCACUUUUCCGCCACAAGGGAGUGAAGCUCCAAUUUGCCCGGGACACUGUGAUAGACGGACGGACGCACUGCCCCGUGUUCUACUUUUCAUGGAUGCCCAGGUGGCUCUGCUGCACUUAUGGACAGUCCUUGUCCUGACAGCAGAACUGAAUUGGAUUGGUACCGCAGAGGUCUACACAAACGAUUGGGCUGUCCAUAUUAAUGGGGGCCCUGAGGAGGCUGACCGCAUUGCAAAGGAACACGGGUUCAUCAACCAUGGCAAUGUUUUUGGAGAUUAUUAUCACUUCAGACAUCAUGCGGUGGAGAAGAGAGCAUUGUCUGGGCACAAGGGGAUGCACCUGAGACUACACCAAGAAGCACAAGUUCUAUGGGCAGAGCAGCAAGUGGUAAAGAGGAGGAAAAGGAGGGAUGUCUUUGAAGACCCAACAGACCCGGAUUUCCCCAAGCAGUGGUACCUGUCCACCCCGACUCAUCAGGACUUGAAUACCAAAGUAGCCUGGGCUCAGGGUUACACUGGAAAAGGUAUUGUGGUGACUAUCCUGGAUGAUGGCAUUGAAAAAGACCACCCUGAUCUCAUCAGCAAUUAUGAUCCAGAGGCCAGUUAUGAUGUUAAUGAUGGAGAUGCUGACCCUCAACCAAGAUACACCCAGCGUAAUGAGAACAGACAUGGGACUCGAUGUGCUGGAGAGGUUGCAGCUGCAGUUAACAAUGGCGUUUGUGGAGUGGGUGUGGCCUAUAAUGCUAAAAUUGGAGGAGUCCGUAUGUUGGAUGGGGAGGUGACAGAUGUGGUAGAGGCCCACUCUCUUAGCCUCAACCCACAACACAUCCACAUUUACAGUGCCAGCUGGGGCCCAGAAGAUGACGGAAAAUCGCUGGACGGCCCUGCUAAGCUGGCCAAGGAGGCUUUCCAGCAGGGAAUCACCAAGGGCCGUGGCGGACUAGGGUCCAUUUUCAUUUGGGCCUCGGGAAACGGUGGCAGAGAGCAGGACAACUGCAACUGUGAUGGCUACACCAACAGCAUUUACACAUUAUCCAUCAGCAGCACCACGCAGUCUGGUAAUGUGCCGUGGUACAGCGAGCCCUGCGCCUCCACCCUUGCGUCCACCUUCAGCUCUGGAAACCCGGGGGAGAAACAAAUAGUGACAACAGACCUCAGGCAAAAGUGCACAGACACUCACACUGGAACAUCAGCUUCAGCACCACUGGCUGCUGGGAUUAUUGCUCUGGCACUGGAGGCCAAUAUGAACCUCACCUGGAGGGACAUGCAGCACUUGGUGGUGAGAACGGCCCGGCCCAGAAAUCUCAGCGCUGGGGACUGGAGGACCAACGGUGUGGGACGCAGAGUGAGCCAUUCCUAUGGUUAUGGCCUGCUGGAUGCUGGCGCAAUGGUGGCUUUAGCACAGAACUGGACCAGAGUGGGGCUGCAGCACCAGUGUGUUCACACCAUGCUCACAGAACCAAGAGACAUCGGCAGCAAGCUGGUGUUCAGUAAGAGCAUUGAUGCCUGCUGGGGACGGCCGGACUACGUCAGCUCUCUGGAGCACGUUCAGGCUCGUCUCACUCUCCUCCACAACCAGAGAGGCAAGCUGGCCAUUCAUCUCAUCAGUCCACUGGGCACACGCUCCACCCUCUUGUUUCCCAGACCAAAUGACUUCUCCACAGAGGGAUUCAAUGACUGGGCCUUUAUGACCACCCACUCGUGGGAUGAGGACCCUCAAGGGGAAUGGACCUUGGAAAUAGAAAAUGUUGCACCAAAUGGCCGUGACUAUGGUGUGUUGAGUCAGUUCAAUCUCAUCCUGUGGGGGACAGGGCCCAGCGUGAUCAGCCCCUUGUCGUCUGACUUUCCUCGGCCCUCCAACAACAGCUGCAAGACGUUUGAUGCCCAGCAAAUCUGCAUAGAAUGCAGCCGUGGAUUCUCCCUCUUCCUCCAAGGCUGCGUGAAGUUUUGUCCUCCCGGUUUCACAUCAGGGCCUCAGCUCCUCAACCUCUCUCUGGAGAACUGGGUGGACUUGUCCUCCGUCCAAGCUUGCCUGCCCUGCCACCCCACCUGUCUGACCUGCUCUGCCAUGGGUCCCACAGACUGCCUUUCCUGUCCCCCUCACAGCCGUCUGGUCCUCACCUCCUGCCUCCACCAGAACCAGGUCCAGCGCAAAUCCCCUUUAGCUGGAGGAGAGCCCGGAGGACAUGUUCCAGCAGCAGAUGAGAAUAAAAGCAGAGGAGGCGAUGAACCGCCUGACCUCAGCGCGUCUCCGCCCACUCAUCUUCCUGCCGUUGUGGCGGUGCUCAUCUGUGCCUUCAUCCUGGCGGCCUUUGUGGGAGUUUUUCUCUUCUUGCAGCUACGCUCAGGUGGCGCUUCCUCUUCUAGCUGGAGGACCAAACUGCCCUCUGUGUACUCCCACAUGAGAGGGGUGCGAGUGGGGUUCGAUUUCGGCUCGGGCCGAGGUCCGAAGUCAAAGGCUCGCAUUUGCUACAGGGGGAUCCCCACCGUGUGGGGGGACGAGGACAUGACCGCCUACGAGUCUGAAUCAGACAGCGAGGAAGUGGACGGUCGCAGUGAAAGGACAGCUUUCAUCAAAACGCAGAGCGCCAUCUAGCCGACGCCUGCUGUCUGGUACCAGGAUGUCCAACAAACUCUUUCAGACAUGACUCUACAGAGCUAGCGCAUGACGAGAUGUCUUUCAUAGCUCGGGGAAAAAAGGCCUUAUUGUUCCAUCAACUUUUUGUUUUUUACUGUGUAUUUAUUCAAAGGUGUUAAUUUAUUUGUUAUUUAAUGAUCACCUAUUUAAGUCAGGAUCCAGCAGGUACAAUGGCAGCUUACUAAUGUUGACAGCACACAAGAGGAUUCCGCAAUAAAACAUGUGUUCCGUUAAGUCCCAAAUUCAUUCAUUUAUUCAUUUUCUAUGGGGUUGCGGGGGUAUGCUGGAGCCUAUCCCAGCUGACUUCCGGCGAGAAGUGGGGUACACCCCAGACCGGUCGGCAGUCAAUCACGUGACACAUACGGAAAAACAACCAUUCGCGCUCGCAUUCAUACUUACGGACAAUUUAGAGUUGCCAUGCAUGUUUUUAGGAUGUGGGAGGAAACCGGAGUACCCAGAGGAAACCCACGCGCACACGGGGAGAACAUGCAAACCCCACACAGAGAUGUCCAACAGAGAUUCGAACCCAGAUCUCCUGACUGUGUGGCCAACACGCUAACCGCUAUCAACUAACCAUUACUCUCAUCGAAGUUUGAGUUGUUGAACAGGCGUCUUUUAGCUGGCAGCGACACAAAGUGAUGUUCAUGGAAAUAUUCACCAACAUCCCUGACACGACCCUCCCUUUGAAGCGAACUUGGGAUCAGCACUGGAGAGCUCCAGUGGAUGGGUUUUGGGACACUGGCCGGGAAUUGAACGUGCGUUGUCUGCACAAAAAGGCAGCAGGCGUGUAGCACUACACCACCUGUGCACCGAACCGUUUCAAAAAUAAAUUGCAUAAUCGUACAAAAUAUUUUAUCCAUGUGACACACAUGUUUAGUUCAUGAGAGAGUAUGAAUCAUUUUGCCAAAAUGGAAAUAUUUUUCCACUUUUGUGUCCUUUCCAGCUAAAAGACAUCCAUUCUCCAAAUAAAAAUAUGCUUCAAUUCCAAACAUGUCCCGUGUAUGAAAAGCUUGCUGCUGAUGAAGUUAGUUAUGAUCGAUAUACGAUAUGUUGGCUUUAUCUUGCAGCCUGAGAUCAUAUUGAUUUGUUCUCAGACAUCCUGUAUCUCGAAGCCGAAGCUCCCUCCAGCAAACUGCACAUGGUUUUUAACCUUUUGGUGUGAAAAGGUUGCCCUGAUAUUUAAAAAUAUGCCAAAAUGUUGCAUUUUGUUGAACUUUUUUUUCUACAGUUGCAGUUGUUCUUACUGCGGAGUUUCAUGCCAGAAUAAAAAGGCUUUGUUGUUUGCAUAGAUAGUCUUUGACACAAACACACAGCAUCCUUCCUAAUGCAGCCUCUCCAACACAAAUGCUCUCCAAGCAAGCAGAUGGUUCUUAACUUGUCCGUGGCCAUGUUCCACCACUAAUUCCACCGCAGACGUGGAGCUGAAUCACAAAGUGGCAGCACUUCUGUCAUCUGCUCACGAUUUACCUGCUGUGAUCUCGCUUUUUCUAACACAGCAUUUCCUUCUCAGAUGUCAUGAUGGUGAAGGUUUGGUUAGAAUCAGCAGCGCUCAGCUGCACAGUUGGUGGGUCGAGAUCCAGCGAGUCAUUAUGAAAGGCACAGGAAGAACGCUGUGCAUCCGGAGUGUCCGAAGUGCAGCCUCUGGGGCCUUUUGCAGCCUGCUGCACUUUCUAAAAAUGCAAUAAAAAAUGGCAAACGUGGGAAAAAUGAGCAGUAAUUUCAUGGAACUGAAACUGUAAUUUUACGAGAUCCAAGUCAAUAUUAAGAGAAAAGUUGUAUGAGGAAAAAAAAGUUGAUAAUGUAAAAAAAAAAAAAAAAAAAAAAAUUUGGAAGCAUGAAGUUCAAAUUUAAAAGUUAUUCUAAAAAACAAAAAAGUUGCAAUUUUUUGGGAAAAUUGGGUUCAAAAAAAAGUUCUAACACCACAAGAAUAAAUGAAACAUGUUAUGGGAAUAAAGCCAUAAUAAUACAAGAAGAAAGUUGAAAUAUUUGGAUUUGUUUUUUUUUCAACAGUAAAAAUUGGAAAAAAAAAAAAGAGCAAAACAGUGUAAUGUAAAGAGAAUAAAGUCCCAAUAUUAGGAGGAAAAAGUUGUAAUAUUAUGAGAAAAUAAUUAAAUGUAAAAAAAAUGACAAUACCAAUAAUUACAUUUAAAAAAUAAUAAAUAUACAACAAUAAAGUUGUUAUAUUUUGAGGGGGAGAAAUUUAUUUGAGAAAAAAGGUAAAUGCUAGAAGAAUAGUCAUAAUGUUAAAAGAAAAAAGUUGUCAUUUUAUGAGAAAAAAGUCACAAAUUUGCAAGAAUAAAGUUAAAAAAUAAUUUUAGAAGCAUGAAAUUUAAAUAUUAACAAUUUUUUUUAUUUUAGAAAACGUGGCAAUUUUGGGGGAAAAUUGGGUGGGAAAAAUAUUAUAAGAAUAAAGUCAAUAUAUUACAUAAACAUAUUAUUAUGAGAAAUACAAACAUAAUAUGAUGAGGAAAAGAGCAAAAACGUGUAAUGUCAAGAGAAUAAAGACAAAAUAUUAAGAAAUGUUAUGAGAAUUUUUUUUGGGAUAUAAUAUAAUUCCAAUAUAAUUUUUGGAAAAUUAUAUUGGAAAAAAGUUAUAUUACGAGAAUAAAGUAUAAAUAUUAAGAGAAUAAAGUCAUAAUAUUACAAGAACAAAGUCCAAAUAAUGUGGAAAUGUGGAGAAAAAGCUGAAAUGUUUGAAAAAUACAUUUAAAAACAGCGAAAAUGGAAAAGGCUCUUACUACAAACAAAAUUGUAAAAUACUAAGUGACACGCUUUGUCCCCAAUCAACCAAAGCAGAGAUGCAGGCUGUUUUUUAAUAUAUAAAACUUCUUCAAAUAUUAUGUGUUGUGUUGUGUUAUGUGUUGCUUUAAAAAAUGGAAAAUAUGAAAGUGAUAUCAUGGCGUGCAGCCCUCGAUGGAAAACGCUGGAAUACUGCUGAUCUCCGCACAUCUAGUUCCUCAUGGGAAGCCUCCAUUGCAUAUCAGAAAUGUAAAUGUGUGCCUCAAGUCUCUCAUGGGUUCACAAGAGCCUGAAAUGUUUUCAUCUCCAUAUUCAUAUUUCCAUCUGUCUAAGCCUGGCUAAAGAAAUAUUACGAUUUCUCCAAAGCAACAUGGAGCAUGCAUAUCAUUGCAGUGAGUUGAAUGAGAAAUGAAGGCAGUUGUUGAAGACAGCUGGUGGCAGCAGCAGCCUGAGGAGAGACACAAAGUCUUCACAAGCAUCCUCCACCCUGGAGCUCCCAUCACAGAUUACUCACAAAGCUUCAGGCAUCCCUCCACCACCACACCCCAACACGGUCUUCUUGUUACGAGAACAAAAGCUCCUUCUUUUCAAGCCAGGAUACACUCGCUUAGUUCCGAAUCAUGAAAAUGUUGCAUUUUACAUCCUAUUAUAUCCUGUUUAGUGUCUCCCCACGGAUACCGCGGGUUAGAAUCGGUAUUGGAUCGAUGGAAGCGUGAUGGAUGCAUUUUUUUUUGUGUUUAUUUACUACGGCCGAGUAUUAGGGCCACAUUGAAAAAAAAAAUCGACGUUUUUUUCUCGUAAAUUUACAAGAAAAAAACGUUGUAAAUUUACAAGUAUAAAGUCAUAAAUUUAUGAGAAAAAAGAGUCGUAAAUUUAUGAGAAAAUACGUACAUUUACGAAAAAAAGUCGCAAAUUUACAAAUAAUAAAUACAUUUCUGAGAAUAAAGUCAUACAUUUUACGAGAAUAAAGUCAUACAUUUCUGAGAAUAAAGUCAUAAAUUUUACGAGAAAAAAAGUCGUAAUGUACGAGAAUGAAGUCAUAAAUUUACGAGAAUAAAGUCAUACAUUUACAAGAAAAAACGUCGUAAAUUUACAAGAAUAAAGUCAUACAUUUAUGAGAAAAAAGUCAUAAAUUCACAAGAAAAAACGUAGAUUUACGAGAAAAAAGUCGCAAAUUUACAAAGAAUAAAGUCAUACAUUUAUGAGAAUAAAGUCAUACAUUUUACGAGAAAAAAAGUCGUAAUGUACAAGAAUGAAGUCAUAAAUUGAAGAGAAUAAAGUCAUACAUUUACAAGAAAAAACAUCGUAAAUUUACAAGAAUAAAGUCAUACAUUUAUGAGAAAAAAGUCGUAAAUUCACGACAAAAAAACGUACAUUUCCGAGAAAAAAAGUCGCAAAUUUACAAAGAAUAAAGUCAUACAUUUCUGAGAAUAAAGUCAUAAAUUUUACAAGGAAAAAAGUCGUAAUGUAUGAGAAUUAAGUCAUAAAUUCACGAGAAAAAAACAUACAUUUACGAGAAAAAAGUCGCAAAUUUAACAAGAAUAAAGUCAUACAUUUCUGAGAAUAAAGUCAUACAUUUUACGAGAAAAGAAGUCGUAAUGUACGAGAAUGAAGUCAUAAAUUUAAGAGAAUAAAGUCAUACAUUUACAAGAAAAAACAUCGUAAAUUUACAAGAAUAAAGUCAUACAUUUAUGAGAAAAAAGUCGUAAAUUCACAAGAAAAAAGUCGUAAUGUACGAGAAUUAAGUCAUAAAUUCACAAGAAAAAAACAUACAAUUACGAGAAAAAAGUCGUACAUUUUACAAGAAAAAAGUCGUAAUGUACAAGAAUGAAGUCAUAAAUUGAAGAGAAUAAAGUCAUACAUUUACAAGAAAAAACAAUGCCUGUUACGAUGGAGUAUUAAAAUAAUCUCAGAUUUCGAGAAUAAAGUCGCAAAUUUACGAGAAAAAACUUGGAACUUUGUUACAGGCAUUGCCUGAGACAGCUAUGAAAAGGGGGGGACUUACAGUAUGUGACCUUGAGCAUGUGUAGCGGGCGAGGUAAGGAAGGCGGAAGUGAGAAGGGCUAGACAUGCUAAUCUGUUUGUGCACAACUGUUCUGUUUUGCUGUCAUGUUACAAAUAAAAAUUUGUCUGAAGCAAGAGGAAAGUGUCCUCCCGUCCUGAGGAGCUAUGCUCUAUUUUCACGCAAUAUUAAGACUUUAUUCUCGUAAUAUUAAGACUUUUUCUGUCGUAAAUUUACUACUUUUUUCUCGUAAAUUUAUGACCUUUUUUUUCUGAAUUUACGACUUUUACGACUUUAUCCCCAUGAAUUUCUCAUAAAUUAAUGCCUUAAUGCUUGUAAAUGUAUGACCUUUUAUCUCGUAUAUUUACGACUUUAUUCUCGUAAAUUCACUUUAGUCUCGUAACAUUCCAACUUUUUUUCUCGUAAAUUUACGACUUUAUUCUCGUGAAUUUCCGACCUUUUUUCUCGUAAAUUUACGACUUCAUUCGCAUAAAUUUGCAACUUUAUUCUCGUAAUAUUACAACUUUUUUCUGUCGUAAAUUUCCGACUUAAUGCUUGUAAAUGUAGGACCUUUUUUCUUGUGAACUUAUGACUUCAUUCCCAUGAAUUUAAUGUACGACCUUUUGUCUCAUAUAUUGACUACUUUAUUCUCUUAAAAUUACAACAUUUUCUCUCAUAAAUUUACUUUAUUCUAAUAUUAAACAUUUUUACGACUUUAUUCCCGUAAAUGUAUUCUCACACAUUUAUAACUUUUUUCUCAUAAAUUUCCAACUUUAUUCUUCAAAUUUUUUUUUUUUUCCAAUUGUUUUAUUUCAAAAUGAUUGUGGUGUAUGAUGAUGAUGAUGAUGAUACUUCAGGACCCACCUACUGUACGUAUUAACCACCAAUGAUGAGUGACUUCAUCUUUAUUCUCUUCCUGUGCGUUUUUACAAACAAUACAGAAGACAGCUUGCCUCCAUUUAUUACCUCUGGACACACAGCGCUACAGCAAUUUUUGUUUUUUUUUCGGACAGAUAUACACAGAAAUGAGACGCACAGCGAACGAGGUGAUGGAAAUGGUGGGACAGAAGCACGGGAAGUGCAAGCGAAUGUGGUCUCAUUGAAAUGUUAAUGGAAGCCAGAGCAGAACAUUUUGAUAUGUGACAGGACCUCCUGAGGGAAAUGAGCAAUUUUACCAGUUAAGUAAUGCACACAGUGACAAAAAAAAAAAAAAAAAAAAAGCGUGACAGUGUCCACAGCGCCAUUGAAGGCAUCCACGCAGUGUGCAGCACCAGCCUCGGGACAAGCGGUCGCUCUGUGGAGAUGCAAUUUUGUUGUGUGAGAAACCCAGUUGGGUUGUCAGUUGUUUUUUUUUAAAGGAGUCAUUCCACUCACAUUAGCCAGUUAUGCUUGCAUUACUACUCUACUACUCGAGCCACCAGUUAUGACUUGAGGCUACUAUGUGCCGAGAACGUCCCCUGCAAUUACAAAUCACAUUCAAAUCAAACAAAGCAUCCAUUUUCAACAAAUGCUGCUUCCUUAGAAAAAGAGCAUUCCUGGACGCGGCUUCUUGCCCACAUUUUAGUGCAUAAAAACGUUCCUCCAUGACAUAGAAAUUUGCUGGAAUGACACUGAUGUAACACUGGAAUGAAAUCUCUGUGGGACGACUUGAUCGGUGAUCACACAGGAACCCCAGGCAAGCUCAGUUGCAACUAGGGUGUUUUUGCUUGUGUGUGUUUCGCACACCCCCAAUGCUAACCUGCAGUCCACUUGCCAGCAUCAUGAAUGCUCCCUGACAUACUCGAUGCAAAUAUACACUACUCACAGAAGGCUUGGGAUACUCUUCUGGGUGAAAUUUCAGGAUGAACCUAAAAUACACGAGAACCUUUACACCAGAGCUGCAACAAUGAAGCGAUUAAUCGAUUCAUUACGUUUGAUUAAUCAUGUUUUGAUUGAAAAACGGAAAUACUCCCCCCGGUUUCAGCCUCUCAAAUAUGAAUGUUUUUGUUUCCUGAGUCAUCCAUGAAAGCAGACCUGCAGAAUGUGCAUUUUAGGCAAAACAAGAUAUUCACUCCGGAAAACAAGCGAUUGACGUUUUUGCGUUUUCUGAUAUGUGGCAGACCCAAACCGAUCUGUUUGGUUCAUAUUCCGUCAAGUGCCUUACCCAGGAGUGGCCCAACUUUCCCCAUCAAGGGCCACACUCAAAAAAAAAAAAAAACAGAAUCACAAGGAUGCAGGAUAGACUUUUUUUUUUUUUUUUAAACCAAUCCAUGUAGAUGUUUUUUUUUUUUUACAGAAAAACAGCCUGCAUCUCAGCUUUGCAUCAUCGUUGACAUUUUUGCUCAUUUUUACUUUUUUUUACAAAUACUUGUUCUAUAUUUUGAUUUGUUUCGUAUAUCACUAUUUCUUUUUUUGUUUUCAUGUUUCAACUCCGUGCUAUUUUUAUCUUCCUAAUAUGUCAUCUUAAUUCUCAAAAAUGAGUUUUUUUUUUUUUUUUUUUUACAUUUUCUGGUUUAAUGGUAUGUUUGAAUGCACUGACGGCCAAUAUUUUUUUUUUU